GAUCACUGACCUUAUCCACUCUUCCCUACGCUUCCACCUUUAAUCUUUUUCCUUUAAAAUAAUAUUUAAUACUACUUGCCACCAUUAUGGGCAAUGCAUGCAUCAAAAUAUAAUAUAUAUUCUCCUCGAUGCUUGUGUCCAAAGAUCAUAUAACACCCCCAUUCUUUCCGAAUUAGGAAACUUUUACUGCAUCUCCAUCUCCCUCAACCUCCAUGGCAGGCCCCAACGACGAACGCUUGGAUUUUGGGAAGAUGGGUUACGGAUGCAAGCAUUAUCGAAGAAGAUGUAUGAUUCGAGCUCCUUGUUGUAACGAGAUAUUCGACUGUCGUCAUUGUCACAACGAGGCUACGAAUAUGUUGAAAAAUCCCUACGAUCGCCAUGAACUUAUUCGAUCCGAUGUGAAACAAGUGAUUUGUUCAGUUUGCGACACAGAGCAACCUGUUGCUCGUUCCUGCACAAAUUGUGGCGUCAAUAUGGGGGAAUACUUUUGUGAAUUGUGCAAAUUCUACGAUGAUGAUAUUGACAAGGGUUUGUUCCACUGUGACGAUUGUGGCAUCUGCAGAGUUGGUGGACGUGAGAACUUCUUCCAUUGCAAAAAAUGUGGAACUUGCUAUUCUAUUGGUUUACGUGAUAACCAUUUAUGUGUCGAAAAUUCUAUGCGACAUCAUUGUCCCAUAUGUUAUGAGUAUUUAUUCGACUCGAUGAAAGACACUGCAGUUAUGAAAUGUGGACACACAAUGCAUCGUGAUUGUUACAACGAGAUGAUAAAACGAGAUAAAUUCUGCUGUCCGAUAUGCGCCAAAUCGAUUAUGGACAUGUCCGCAACAUGGAAGAUGAUCGAUGAAGAGAUCGAAGCUACUCUAAUGCCUGAUGAUUACAGACACAAGAAGGUUUGGAUACUAUGUAACGACUGCAAUGACACUACAGAAGUUUUCUUUCACAUAAUUGGACAGAAAUGCCGCCAUUGCAGAUCGUAUAAUACACGGACGAUCGCGCCCCCUGUUUUACCACAAGAAUGACCGAAACGCCCCUUGUUUGUCUCGUAUUAUAAAAUAGGUUGAUUUAUAUACCUCUAUAUAUUCUAUAUUCGCGAAAAAAAAAAAAAAUAUAAUUUAAAAUUGCUGGAUAGAUGGUUUUGGAGUGCAAGAGAAAGCACUGUUUUCAGCCAAUUCUUCCUCCACCUGUGUGGAUUGAAGUAGCCCUUGCUAAGCAACUUGGGUUGUAUAAUAGAUUAAUAGUAAACAUGUUCGCUUUUGUUUGUUUUUUCUUUAUAAUGUUAACUUUUUUUAAGUCGGAUCUAUAUUAUGAAUAUGAAAAUCUCAAGGAAC
This is a messenger RNA of Lactuca saligna, 1328 nucleotides long. NCBI's taxonomy places the organism in Eukaryota, Viridiplantae, Streptophyta, Magnoliopsida, Asterales, Asteraceae. The record is from the annotation of a GenBank genome assembly.